AUGCGUUUAUCAUCAGGUGUUAUUCCAUUAAUUUUGGCUUCUUCAGCUGCGGCCAUUCCAUUUAGACCAGUCAACUACAAGAGAUAUGACAACUCUUCUGCUGUCUCGGUCACCCCAAGUGCUUCCAGUGGUUUUUCUGCUAUUGUUCUUGCAUCUUCCGGUGCUUCGUCCGAAGCUGAACAAGAUACCACUAUAACUUUUGACGAGUAUAUUACCAUCACUUUACCAGACACUACUUUAACCAUCCCAACUUCUGCUACCAAUGAAAUUAACGAAGUUGAAUCAUCAGCUGCUGCUGUUUCUGCUUCUGCUACUUCCAGCGAUGAUGACACCACCCUUACUUCCACUGUCAUUGAAUACCAAACUAUAUCUUCCGAUGGUUCUGAAACUGUCCAAGCAACCAACACUUACACCACCACUGUUGCUCCAUCUUCAUCUUCUGAAGCUUCUUCUUCCAACGACCAAGUCACCACCUCCACCAUCACCAAGCUCACUACCAUCACCCAAGGUUCUUCCACAUUUGUCGCUGCUGUUGAAACUGAUACUGAAACCCAAACUGGUGGUCAAUGUACCCCUGAAACUGUCACCGUCACUGUUACUAAGGGUGAAGGAAAGGCUGAUGCUUCUUCCACUCCUGAUGUCACCUCCACCGUUACUUUAACCUCAACUUUGACUACUUCUUACCCAGUUGAAGCCGUCUUCACUAACGGUGACGAUACCACCACCAUUACCAGCUAUGUCCAAGUUACUUCCACUCAAUUCUACACUACCGCUGCUGGUUCUUCUUCUUAUGCUAACUCAAGCAUCCCAGCCACUAGCUCGUCUUUCCAAACUGCCGGUAACAAUGGUACCUACUACUCAUCUGCUUUACCAAGUGCAACCUCUGGCUACGAACCAGUUGCUAACGCUAAGAGAGGUUUCCUUUUUAACUACUAA
Molecule: messenger RNA, 936 nt
Organism: Debaryomyces fabryi
Lineage: Eukaryota; Fungi; Ascomycota; Pichiomycetes; Serinales; Debaryomycetaceae
Gene: PGA54
Product: Pga54p
Exons: 1
Coding region: 1-936 (311 amino acids)
Source: RefSeq, a predicted model, not a curated record